Molecule: messenger RNA, 1937 nt
Organism: Perkinsus marinus ATCC 50983
Lineage: Eukaryota; Perkinsozoa; Perkinsida; Perkinsidae
Product: Pyruvate kinase, putative
Exons: 1
Coding region: 37-1641 (534 amino acids)
Biological process (GO): glycolytic process
Cellular component (GO): cytoplasm
Molecular function (GO): pyruvate kinase activity; potassium ion binding; magnesium ion binding
Source: RefSeq, a predicted model, not a curated record
AGACUGGUUUUCAAUCAUUCAGUACGAUUCUCUAUAAUGGUUGAUGAUCUUGUUGAUUCUCCGUUAGCUCGCCAUGGCUUCACUGGACGUUGUGUACGAGGGAAGCGAGUACUUGGUCAAACACAUGUUGCUAUGGGUGAUGACCUGGCGGGGUUGUCGGUUUGGACUGAAAACUGCUAUGCUCCCGACCCGCUGUAUAGGAAGACCAAGCUCAUAUGCACUAUGGGACCAUCAUGUUGGGAUGUUGAUACCUUGGUGAAGAUGAUCGAUCAGGGUAUGAACGUGGCGAGGUUCAACUUCUCUCAUGGUGACUUUGAGACCCAUAGUAGAACUCUGAGGAAUUUGAUGGAUGCACUCAGGGAGCGGCCAAAUAAGGACGUUGCUGUCAUGCUCGAUACCAAGGGACCCGAGAUCCGUUCGGGUUUCUUCGCCGCUGGUGGUAAGGUCGAGCUCGAGGCCGGUCAGGACUUGAUCCUCACCACUGAUUACUCCUUCAAGGGUGAUGCUCAUAAGAUCGCCUGUACCUAUGAGAAGCUCCCCCAGAGUGUCAAGCCCGGUUCCAUCAUCCUUAUGGCUGAUGGUACGGUUAACCUGGAGGUUGUUGAGUGCUACGAGGACAGCGUUAAGACUCGUGUCUUGAACCACGCUAUCAUCGGUGAGCGUAAGAACAUGAACCUCCCCGGCGUCAGAGUCGACCUUCCCUGCAUUGGUGAAAAGGAGGCCAACGAUAUCCUCAACUGGGGACUUCCUAACGGAAUCGAUUUCAUUGCCGUCUCCUUCGUCCAGCAUGGUGAUGAUAUUCGUGAACUGCGGAAGGUGUUGGGAAGUCGUGGUCGGAAGGUUCAGAUCAUCUCCAAGAUCGAGAGCACUGAGGGUCUUAGGAACUUUGAUGAUAUCCUUGAGGCUUCCGAUGCCAUUAUGAUUGCUCGUGGUGAUCUUGGUAUGGAGAUGCCCCCUGAGAAGGUCUUCCUCGCUCAGAAGAUGAUGACUGCUCGCUGCAACCUCGCUGGCAAGCCCGUCAUCACCGCUACUCAGAUGCUCGAGUCCAUGAUCGAGAACCCCAGACCCACUCGUGCUGAGGUCAGUGAUGUUGCUAACGCCGUUCUCGACGGUUCUGAUGGUGUUAUGCUAUCUGGUGAAAGUGCAAGUGGCAAGUUUCCUAUCAGUGCAGUUCACUUCCAGCGCUCCAUCUGUGAGGUUGCUGAGCAUUCAAUCGACCAUGAUGCCCUUUACUGUCGCAUUCGCCAGGCUGUUAUCAACACCCACCCACAAGGUAUGUGUUAUGCUGAAGCGGUUUGUACAUCAGCGGUUAAAGCAGCUCUCGAGUGUGAUGCUUCCCUCAUAAUAGCUCUCACUGAGACCGGCAACACCGCCCGACUUAUAGCCAAGUACAGACCACCUCAACAGAUAUUGGCUCUGUCUCGGUUUGAGUCAACUGUGAAGCACUUAUCCCUCUGUAGAGGCGUUAUUCCUCUACAAGUGCCCUCGUUCCAAGGUUCUGAUCAUAUACUACAUAAUGCACUCGCACAUGCUACGCAAAUGGGGAUGUGCCGAGUUGGCGACAAAGUUGUUGCCGUCCAUGGUAGACAAGAUUCGACCCCUCGUGCUUGUAAGCAGGUGAAGAUUCUUGUUGUGGAGUGAAGUUAUCAGCUGUUUUUAUUGUAAAUAUUGUCCAUUUGACUGCUGUUCUCAAAGUAGUCGUUGGCAGAUACUCCUAUUCAGUAUCAGUGUUGUUGACCAUCGUGGCAGGUUUCUCAAUCUUUUUCUAAGUUUCCCUCUCCCCCUAGAGAGUAUACAUCACUAGUAAGCUUAGUAUGAGCUAGUUCACUCACCAAUCGCAGUUACUGCGUACACCUUGUAGGGUUGAUGUGUCUUAAACCAUCUACCUCUUGCUAAUCUUCCGCCUUAUCGACUUCCUUGCUAUUGGUGAUGCCAAG